AUGGCCUGGAGCAAAUCUCAGGAUGUCCUGUUGAAGUUGAACCUGCUGAUUCGCAAGAUCAGCGACUAUGAGCUCCGCUUCGGAUCCCAGUAUGAGGAUUUUCGUGAGAAGAUCAAGGUUCUCAGGACCAGGGACGACACUCUCUGCGAGAUGGGCCGAUUCCAGAACGAUAUUCAAACAAAGCUCGUCGAGAAGGGCAAGAGUGGAUUUAAGGCAUGGCUGAAGAAGGACGCCGAGGAGACCAGCUCCAAGAAGGAGCCUGAGGUUGAUCCCGAGUUGGUCCAAUACAAGCGCCAACUUAUCAAGACUGCAUAUGCCGAACAACUGGAUGCCGUUAUCGAACUGGGCAAAAAGAUGCAGAUCAUUGGCGAACAUGGAAAGCAUUUGUUGGAGCACAUCGACCUGUCCCGCGAUGUUCAACCAUAUGCCGAUGGUCGUGAGACUGAAGGCGUUCUUCAGGCUGCUCGCAUCGCUCUGGAGAACUGGAGUCAAGGAACAACAGUCGAUAACCACCAGGAUACCUUGAUCAACCCGCCACCCGAACAUACCCCCACCCCCACCGUUUCAGUAUCCGAUGUAUCUGCAACUGCCGCCGCCGCCAAUGGAUCCGCCAAGAAAUCAGCAACCUCAUCGUCUUCGCCUUCACCCUCUGCCAAGCCUGCCACCAAGGUCGAGUCAACAGCCACGGUUCCACCACUGCCUCCAAGGACACCCGACAGAAUUCCCUCGUCUGAAUCUCUCGAACCAAGAAGAGUCCAAAAGGGCCGUGCCAGAGCUGCAGAAGAGGAGCAGUUGAGACGACAGGAAGAGCUGGAGCUUGAGGAGGCACUCGCUAUGAGCCUUGCGGCGGCUUCACCUGUCCCACUCACGGAAGUCUCGGAUCUCGUCCUCACUCCUGAGGAGUUGCGCUUUAUCUCAGAGCAGGAGAGUCUCGCUGUCCCCAAACCAGCGAGUCCUGCGAGGGUUGUCAGAGGCCCUCAAUCUGUGGAGAUUGGAGGACACAUCCCCUCUCAACGUCGCCCACCAUCCUCUCAGGCUACUGAGGAGGAGAAAAAGAUUGCCAAGGCUGUCUCGACCCCUCCAUUGGAGGAGCUCGGAGGAUCCAGAACGUCUAGCGAAUCCAUGGACGAUCAAAGAAGUACCUCCGCAUCGAGAAAGGACGCCCAUACGACCAAGCAUGCGCCUCUGGAGAGCAUGGGACCCGAGCCAGAGGCACUUUUGGAGAGCAUGGGAUGCGAUACCUCGGCCGCAUAUGAGAGCAUGGGAGAUUCAGGACUGCCUCCCUUGGCCCACGAGAACCUCCACCUGCAGACGGUAUUGAGUCAACAGCGCAAGCUUAAUGAGCAGCAACAACCUUCGCCUUUCCCUCCUUCACCUGAGCUGCAAUACCUCCAGGUUCAGCCAUCCCCUCAACAACACAAGCAGACGCUCCAGAUCUUGCAGUCAGGGGGAACAUUGUCUAUGAGCACUCCGAUGAACUCCAACCAUUCCAGCCCGAUGAUAGGAAACUACCAACCAAGCGUCCCAUACAAACCAACCACCACCUAUGUGCCUCAUCCAUCCCCUUAUUCGAACAAGCCUAGGAACAGGAAUUCUGGACCCAUCACGCCACCAAUUUCCGAGGGCCUGUCACCUAGUGCUUCUCAGCUCCUCCAGCAGCGUCAGCGCCAACACGAGUUUCAGCAGCAGCUCCGUGGCGAUGAAGGACGUCCGAUUUCACUCACUGCCAAGCAUUCGUUGCAACAACAACAAGAAUUGCAGAAGAAGCUGCAGGAUUUCUACUUCACCACCAACGAGCAAGAGAACACGGAACGGCAUCAGCAGGAAAACCGCCAGCAGAGCCACAGUGGACACCGACAGCAACCUUCGGGGAGUUGGGACUAUCACCCCGACGACAACGACGACGACUACCAAUACAAGGAGGAGUAUCACACCCUCCACCGGUAG
Linnemannia hyalina is the source of this 1947-nucleotide messenger RNA. The record is from the annotation of a GenBank genome assembly. Lineage: Eukaryota; Fungi; Mortierellomycota; Mortierellomycetes; Mortierellales; Mortierellaceae.